ACUCCAUCAUCAUGGCUAGCGCUGCAGCGUACGAUGCAAGGUCAUUCCAAUUAUGUAUUCUCUGUUUCCUUCUCUCCGGAUGGCUCGCAAAUCGCCUCGGGCUCAGGGGACCACACAUGCCGGAUUUGGAACGCGGAAACCGGGAAGGAAGUCGGCGAGCCUUUACGGGGGCACACGGACGAGGUCAGAUCGGUGUCGUUUUCCCCCGAUGGAAAGCGCCUUGCCUCUGGCUCAUUGGACCGCACCGUGCGACUGUGGGACGUGGAGACAGGGCUGCAGAUCAGGCAGCCGCUCGAAGGGCAUACGGACUGGGUUGCGUGUGUCGCAUUCUCACCCGACGGCCACCGCAUCGUCUCGGGCUCAGGCGACGCGACGCUCCGACUCUGGGACGCGCAGACGGGACAGGCCAUCGGCGAGCCUUUCCGGGGUCACUCUGACUGGGUUCGGAGCGUCGCAUUUUCACCGGAUGGGAAGCACAUCGCCUCAGGAUCCAGCGACCACACGAUUCGACUCUGGGACGCCGAGACAGGUGAGCCAGUCGGGGACCCGCUGCGAGGCCGCGAUAGCUACGUUGUGUCAGUCGCAUAUUCCCCCGAUGGUGCGCGCAUCGUCUCGGGCUCCGACAACAAGACGGUCCGGAUCUGGGACGCUCAGACAAGGCAGACGGUGGUGGGGCCGCUGCAAGGGCACAAAGACGCGGUCCGCUCGGUGGCGUUCUCGCGGGAUGGCAAGCACGUCGUCUCCGGCUCCUACGACGGCACGAUGCGGAUAUGGGACGCGCAGACGGGACAGACCGUG
Molecule: messenger RNA, 798 nt
Organism: Punctularia strigosozonata HHB-11173 SS5
Lineage: Eukaryota; Fungi; Basidiomycota; Agaricomycetes; Corticiales; Punctulariaceae
Product: WD40 repeat-like protein
Exons: 1
Molecular function (GO): protein binding
Source: RefSeq, a predicted model, not a curated record